AUGGCCUCGAAAAAUAACCUGGCGACUAUCCAUCUCGAAGCGACGGAAAAGGAAAAUGCUUACGCGACCAACCAAGGAAUUGUAAUUGAUGCAUCCACGGAUAGAAAACUCUUCUGGAAAAUUAGUCGUCGUAUCCUUGUUUUCCAGGUGAUCACUUACUUCUUCCAAUCCCUGGACAAGGGGAUCCUCAAUUAUGCUUCCAUUAUGGGAAUUAAGAAAGACGCACACCUUGUGGGACAACAAUAUUCAUGGUUGGGAACCAUUCUAUAUAUUGGCAUCCUAGUCGGUGAAUAUCCUCAAAAUGUUCUCCUUCAAAAGUUUCCCGUGGCGAAGACUCUUGCGGUCAACGUCUUUAUAUGGGGAGCCGUUGUGACAUGCUCGGCCGCUUCAACCCGGUUUGCAUCCCUGAUGAUGGUCCGAUUUCUGUUGGGGUUUUUCGAAAGUUGCGUUCAACCGGCCAUGAUGCUACUGACUACAAUGUGGUAUAGAAGAGAGGAGCAGUCUCUCUUGAAUUCGAUUUGGUACUGCAUGUAUGGAGUGCAAUUAAUGGUCGGAGGACUUUUAUCCUUUGGUGUCUCCCAUUUCACUAAUGGACCGAUCAAAAACUGGCAGCUCCUAUAUGUAGUUCUAGGUGUCGCAACCUGCGUCUGGUCCGUCUGCAUUGGUAUCUUUCUGCCGGACAGUCCUAUGUCGGCCAAGUGCUUCAGCGAGGAAGAUAAAGCCUUGAUGAUUGAACGCGUCCGCCACAAUGAGACCGGUAUUGAGAACAAAAAUUAUAAGAAAUACCAGGUUAUUGAAUCCAUCAAAGAUCCAUUUGUGUGGUGCUGUGUCCUGCUCAUUGCUGUCGCUAACCUGGUAAUCGGCGGUCUUGGGGUAUUUUCUAACCUCAUUAUUCAACAAUUCGGGUUCUCGAUGCUGCAGACGGAUCUCCUCAACAUCGCCCAAGGAGCAUGGACGAUUGCAGUGAUGGUAGGGUCCGCAUGGGCGUCCGAGAGAUUCGGACAAACAUGCUUUGUUAUGAUUCUGUGGUCUGUGCCAGCCAUUGUUGGCACUAUUGUCAUCCUCGUGGUCACGCCCUCCGCCUCCAACGCAGGGGGCAUGCUUAUCGCCUUUUACUGCACACAAUUUUUUCUCGCCGAGGGCAACAUGAUAAUUUCACUGAUCACACGUAAUAUUGCCGGACAAACCAAAAAGGGCUUCACCAUGACCAUGCUCUUCAUCGGCUGGGCUGUUGGCAAUCUGAUUGCGCCGCAAAUCUUCCAAAAUUCUGACGCCCCCAGGUAUCUACAUGGCUUUUUGGCACAUAUUGUCAUAUACGCCGUUUAUGUUUGCCUAGUUCUCGUGACAAGAGUCAUUCUUGUGCGUAGGAAUCGGACCAAGAACCAGCAGUCUAGAGAAAUAUCCCAUGAUUUGGCAUUUGAGGAUCUCACAGAUCUCGAAAAUCCCAACUUUCGUUAUGUAUAUUAG
Messenger RNA from Talaromyces rugulosus, 1467 nucleotides. RefSeq lists its product as uncharacterized. The transcript is spliced from 5 exons. The record is from RefSeq and is a predicted model, not a curated record. Gene Ontology annotation, biological process: transmembrane transport. NCBI's taxonomy places the organism in Eukaryota, Fungi, Ascomycota, Eurotiomycetes, Eurotiales, Trichocomaceae. Gene Ontology annotation, cellular component: membrane. The coding region runs from base 1 to 1467 and encodes 488 amino acids. Gene Ontology annotation, molecular function: transmembrane transporter activity.